UUAGGGAGCUUCUGAGUUCGAGAGAGCUAAGUAGAAGAUAGAGAGGCGCGCGUCGAAGCAGGCAGAGGAGCUCCGUCGUUGGCAACCAUGGACGCUAAGAAACACGUAGCCAAUUUCGGCGCCGGACCAGCGAAACUCCCGCGAUCGGUAUUAUUGGAAGCCCAGAAAGAAUUGGUGGAUUACAAAGGCCUUGGUAUUAGCGUCCUUGAAAUGAGUCACAGAACAUCUGAUUUUUCAAAAAUAAUCAAAGCCGCUGAAAAUUGCUUACGUGAACUCCUCAAUAUACCAGACAAUUACAAAGUGAUAUUUCUCCAAGGUGGUGGAUCUGGCCAAUUCAGUGGCAUUCCACUUAAUCUCAUUGGGCUUAAAGAAGCCAGGUGUGCCGAUUACGUGGUUACGGGAGGUUGGUCAGCCAAAGCAGCAAAGGAGGCAGAGAAAUAUGCAAAGGUGAACCUUGUGCAUCCCAAGCUUUCAAGUUACACAAAAAUCCCUGACCCAAGCACCUGGAACCUUAAUCCCGAUUCCUCUUAUAUCUAUUAUUGUGCUAACGAGACUGUUCAUGGUGUGGAGUUUGACUUUGUACCUGAUGUUGGAAAAGCAGUUUUAGUUUGUGAUAUGUCAUCAAACUUCCUCUCCAGGCCAGUGGAUGUUUCAAAGUUUGGUGUCAUUUUUGCUGGUGCCCAAAAAAAUAUUGGCUGUGCCGGAGUCACAGUGGUAAUAGUGCGUGAGGAUUUACUCGGGUAUACUCUGAAAGAGUGCCCCAUUGUGUUGGACUACAAAGUGCAAGUAGAAAACUCUUCAUUAUACAACACACCUCCAUGCUACAGUAUCUAUAUCAUGGGCUUGGUCUUGGAGUGGAUAAAAAACAAUGGUGGUGUUACGGCUAUGGAUAAACUCAGCCAAAUUAAAUCACAAAUGAUUUAUGAUAUUAUCGACAAAUCUAAUGGAUUCUAUGCAUGCCCCGUGGAAAAAAAGAGCAGAAGCAGAAUGAAUGUUCCCUUCCGGAUUGGCAGCAUUAAGGGUGAUGAAGCUCUAGAAAAAGAAUUCCUUGAAAAAGCUGUAGAAAACAACAUGAUAUCCCUGAAAGGUCACAGAUCUGUGGGAGGAAUUCGGGCAUCUUUGUAUAAUGCGGUGACGAUCGAAGAUGUUGAGAAGCUGGCAACGUUGAUGAAAAGCUUCAUGAAGCUGCAUUCAUAACAAACUCAAGUAGAUGGCGUUGUGGUGAACCGCUUGUGAAGUAAACCAGCAAAGAAUUAGUAACUAGAAAAAAAGUUAAUGCAAAAUAUUCCAUGGCAUUGUAUUUUUGAAACAAAGAUGUUGAUAUUUUUUUCUGGCCAGUCAAAUGUGCAAAGCAGUUUUGGCCUACUUGAAGGCACCCAAGCUGCACAUUUCACCCUAAAACCAGUGCUUGUUUCUGUGACUGUUCAGUGGUCCAUAAAAGAAUUGGUAAGAUUUUAAUUUUUAAACAGAUUAUAUUGGUCAUAAGGUACCAAGAAUUCUCUGAAACAUACAGUCUCAGUGCCACACACAAUCCUAUCUUGUAUAAAAUAUAUUUAAGUAUACUUUGUUACAUUUCCCCUGAUGUUUGUUUUUGCCUUGAUUUAUUUAAUUUAAAGAUUAAAUCUUCAGAAAGACUGCCAUAAGCUUGAGCUGGCCACUUUUUCAAUGUCUGAUCAUUCCAAGUGCAUAUCACUAAAAGUGCCUAAAGAAAUUGCUGCCAAUUAUGCAGACCACAGGCCUCAAUCUGGCAAAUAUUUUGAAACAAUAUGCCUAAUGAAUUGAAGGCCUGGCUCAAUUGUUAUUUUCUAACUGUUAGCUAUAGUUAUAUAUAGGUAUAUAGGUAUAUAGGUAUAGUUAACUACACCAAGGUGGAGGAUUUUUGUUUUUUUUUUUACUUUUAAAAUAGUACACUUAAGUCAUUUUGGCAAUCUUAUGUUCUCAGCACAAAAGUAAAAAUUCUUUUCCUAUCCUUUUCCCUUUUGAAGUCAACAUUAGGAGAAUCCAUGACCUCAAUGCCUUCCGUCGUUCCCUUAAAACCCAUCUUUUCCAGCAAGCUGGGUUGGCUUAAGAAAUUUUUAAAUUCUUUUAAUUAGUCUGUGAUUUCUUAACUUUCGGGCCAAAAUUUAUAUAUAUUUUUAACUGUUUUUUAAUAUUUGUAUUCUAUGUUUUUAUCUUGGCUGUACACCGCCCUGAGUCCUCAGGGAGAAGGGCAGUAUAUAAAUUGGAAAUUAAAUUAAAUUAAGUUAAAUUACUUUUCAUGUUUUUAUAAAACUGACCCCAAGGUUCCCCUUAUUUGGUCAGAUGUAUAAUUAUGCUUUUUCGGAAAAGGCAACUGCAGUAAGCUUCUACACACUUAAGUUCUACACACUUAAUUCACAAAAUCAAACUUAAAAGAUUGGAAGGAUCCAUGGAGAUCAUCUAGUCCAACUUCCUUCCACUGCAGAGUUCCUGUCCUCAGUCCUGCAUGGUCUCCAUCUAGGAGAAUUGACCCCCGUGAAACAACUCAUAUUCUUUAAUUUUGAAUGCCAUCUUCAUAUAUUGUGAUCUUCAUACAUUCUCCAUAUUUACACCCUCAAUCUAAUUCUCUCACUUGUCCAAUAAUGUUUCUCUUAAAAAAAGUAAAACAGUUAUAAUCUCAUAAUUAACUAUAUUGUUAAUUUAUAACAUUGAACAAACUCUCCCCAGCUGCUUUUUUUAAAAAACCAACAACAUCACAUUAUAAGCAGGAUUGUAAAUUGGUUGUUUGAUCAGUUUCGCUUAUCAAACAAGGAACAGACCUUCCAACCGAAUGCAGAAUUUUAUUACAUUCAAUAUGAGUGCAGAAUUAUAUUUGGGUAGAAGGCCAUAUGUUGUGCCCUGGGAGAAGCAUUGAGGACUCUAUGAAGGUGGGGAAGGUGUCCAUCUGCAGAGUAAGCUAUAUUUUUCUUAAUUCCAACCAUUUUUAAUGGUUAUAUCAUUAGAUGUUAUACCUCUCCAAUCACAUCUGGAUUUAAAAGCAUUACAUUUUGAGAGACCUUCUGUCUUCCAUAUAUAUUAUAUGUAUUUUAUUUGGCUGUUCACCGCCCUGAGUCCUUCGGGAGUAGGGCGGUAUACAAAUUCAAAUAAUAAUAAUAAUAAUAAUAAUAAUAAUAAUAAUAAUAAUAAUAAUUCCACAGUAUCUGCCUGUCCUAUUAUGAUAGUUGAUAUACUUUGGGUCUUUCUAUUACAAAGUGUCAUCUGAUAUCGUGGUGCUUGCCAUCUGGAACAACAUCCCCCUCCCUGAGAUUUGUAUAUGUCUUGUUCAAACCUGGUUCUUCAAAUGUGGUAUUUCACCCAGCUUUGAGUUAAAUUUAGUAGCAGGCUCCUUUGAUGCGGUGUUGGGUUUUACUCUUUCCAGAUAUAUGCAAUUUUAUUUUCCCAGUGUUGUUAAUUUGUUUUUAAUAUUGUAUGUUGCUCAGAGUCACUGUGAAAUGAGUCAACUUUACAAAUGGGAUAAAUACAUUUUAAAUGAAAAUUGGCUCCUUGAGUUUAAGACUAAAAUUGCACAGCAUUCAUUCAGCAGCUGCAUUGUGCACCAUUCUGUACAGUAUUAACAUUAUUUAAACAUCUUUACUAUACUUAAUAAUAUUCCUUGUUUAUUUCUUGGCAUAAGAUCUGAAGUAGAUAUCCAUGUACCCAUUUAAAGGUGUGUGUGCUGAUUUUAAAAUAGCAAUGUUUUAUUUUUUGUAUUCCACUAUUAAUCGAAAAAAUAAUAAUAAAAAAACUUAAAAUA
Pantherophis guttatus is the source of this 3751-nucleotide messenger RNA. It is a transcript of the gene PSAT1, whose product is annotated as phosphoserine aminotransferase 1. Gene Ontology annotation, biological process: L-serine biosynthetic process. NCBI's taxonomy places the organism in Eukaryota, Metazoa, Chordata, Lepidosauria, Squamata, Colubridae. Gene Ontology annotation, cellular component: cytoplasm. Gene Ontology annotation, molecular function: pyridoxal phosphate binding; O-phospho-L-serine:2-oxoglutarate transaminase activity. The record is from RefSeq and is a predicted model, not a curated record.